Euleptes europaea (tarantolino) is the source of this 1497-nucleotide messenger RNA. RefSeq names its product 2-phosphoxylose phosphatase 1 (gene PXYLP1). Bases 54 to 1496 code for a protein of 480 amino acids. Lineage: Eukaryota; Metazoa; Chordata; Lepidosauria; Squamata; Sphaerodactylidae. The record is from RefSeq and is a predicted model, not a curated record. Gene Ontology annotation, cellular component: Golgi apparatus. Gene Ontology annotation, biological process: chondroitin sulfate proteoglycan biosynthetic process; glycosaminoglycan biosynthetic process; dephosphorylation. The transcript is spliced from 5 exons. Gene Ontology annotation, molecular function: phosphatase activity.
GAAAGAUUUGACUAUGGAGAUGAAACCAUGAAGAAAUAACAGAAAGAAUAAUAAUGUUUUUCCGAAAUCGUUUUCUGUUGUUGUUGGCCUUGGCAGCCUUAUUAGCCUUUCUGAGCCUUAGCCUACAAUUCUUUCACUUGAUCCCUGUUAACCCAGUCAAAGAAGAUGGGUUGAACUCCAAGAACCGAAAAAGAAUAAUGCCUGAUCCUUUGACAGAGCCCCCUUCUAUAGAUCCCAUUUCUGAAGCUCGGUUUUAUUGUAACAUUCCCAGCAUACCUGAACGCAGCAUGGAAGGUCAUGCACCUCAUUAUUUUAAGUUAGUGUCUGUUCACGUGCUGAUUCGCCAUGGAGAUCGAUACCCUCUUUAUGCCAUUCCCAAAACAAAAAGGCCAAACAUUGACUGUACAUUAGUGCCUAACAGAAAGCCUUCCCACUCUCAGCUGGAAGCUUUUAUUGGCCAUAUGUCUAAACUUGGAUCAGAAGCCAAAAUGGAUAGCACUCUGAGCAGCAUGCCUCAUUACCCCAGCCAUUUACUCUGUGAAAUGGGAGAGCUUACACAGACAGGGGUUGUGCAGCAUUUGAGAAAUGGACAGCUACUACAGGAUAUUUAUAUAAAGAAACAUAACCUGAUACCAAGUGACUGGUCAGCAAAACACUUGUAUUUGGAGACCACUGGAAAGAGUCGAACAUUGCAGAGCGGACUGGCAUUACUGUAUGCCUUCCUGCCGGAUUUUGAUUGGAAUGAAAUUAAUUUUAGACACCAGUGGAGUGCCAUUUUUUGUUCUGGAAACUGCGUUUGCCCAAUAAGAAACCACUAUCUUGGAGAAGAUCAGCGUCGACAGUAUAGUUUACGCGUGACAAACAUACACUUGGAAAAAACUUAUGCGGAUAUGGCAAAAAUCAUUGGCAUCCCCACAAAACAGUUGAGGGCUUCCAACCCUAUAGAUUCUCUGCUGUGCCAUUUUUGCCACAAUGUCAGUUUCCCAUGUACUCAGAAUGGCUGCAUUACCAUGGAGCACUUUAAAGUCAUUAAAAUGCAUCAACUUGAAGAUGAAAAAGAGAGGCAGGAGAAGAAGUAUUAUUACUUGUAUGCACUACUGGCGACGCAUCCUCUUCUUAACCAGACUGUGAAUCGUAUGCAGCGUAUUGCAGAAGGCAAGGGGGGAGAAUUAUUUGUCCUGUACUCCGCUCACGACGUCACCUUGUCACCUGUCCUUAGUGCCUUAGGCAUUACAGAGGCCAGGUUUCCAAGAUUUGCAGCUAGAUUAGUCUUUGAGCUGUGGAAAGAUGGGAAGAAGAAUAAAGAACACUUCAUUCGUAUCCUUUAUAACGGUGUUGAUGUCUCAUCGCAGACUUCCUUCUGCCGGGAUUAUAACCAGCGUUACAACAAGCCAAUGUGCCCUUUAGAGAAAUUUGUUCACUUUGUUAAGCAGGACAUGUUUUCACCUUUUAACACCACCAAUUAUUAUGACGCAUGUCGCAGGAGACUCUUCUAAA